This is a messenger RNA of Tarenaya hassleriana, 2392 nucleotides long. Its product is annotated as mitogen-activated protein kinase 20. Bases 196 to 2187 code for a protein of 663 amino acids. Gene Ontology annotation, biological process: intracellular signal transduction; protein phosphorylation. Gene Ontology annotation, cellular component: nucleus; cytoplasm. The record is from RefSeq and is a predicted model, not a curated record. Lineage: Eukaryota; Viridiplantae; Streptophyta; Magnoliopsida; Brassicales; Cleomaceae. Gene Ontology annotation, molecular function: ATP binding; MAP kinase activity. The transcript is spliced from 11 exons.
UUCACUCUCUCUCUCUUUCUCUCUGGCUCUUCUUAUUUGUGUCGGUGAUCAUAUCUCAUCCACGACGAGUCCCUUCGAUUUCUCCGGGGGAAAUAUGCAUCCGAAACAAUGUUGUUGUUGUUCCUACUCAGCUUUCAUUUGCUCUCUGAUUUAUGUUAGCUUAUAUUGUCUGAUUCAGUGGUUUGGUGUCUGAACAUGGAGAGGGUUUCUGUUGCGCCUGAGUGUUGCAUGAGAAAUUCGCUUUUGGUUCUCUGUCCGUCGGCGAUCGAUUGUCGCAGCAGAACCAGAUCUACCCUGGUUCCCCAAAUUCAGGGGUUUAGGAUUUUUCUCUCUCUCGUGGUUUCUUCUACUUGCUUGAUUCAGUUGUCGGUGAGCACGAUGCAGCAAGUUCAUCGCAAGAAGAAUUCUCUGGAGAUCGAAUUCUUUUCUGAAUAUGGCGACGCCAAUAGAUUUAAGAUUCAUGAAGUGAUUGAUAAAGGCAGUUAUGGUGUAGUAUGUUCAGCUAUAGACACCCUUACUGGCGAGAAAGUGGCUAUAAAGAAGAUACACAAUAUCUUUGAGCACAUAUCAGAUGCUGCAAGGAUAUUACGUGAGACAAAGCUGGUCAGACUGCUAAGGCACCCCGAUAUCGUUGAAAUUAAACACAUUAUGCUUCCUCCUUCAAGGAGAGAAUUUAAAGAUAUUUUUGUGGUUUUCGAGCUCAUGGAAUCAGAUCUCCAUCAAGUCAUCAAAGCAAACGAUGAUUUGACAAGAGAGCAUUAUCAAUUUUUCCUCUACCAAUUGCUCCGUGCACUAAAAUAUAUUCACACUGCUAAUGUCUACCACCGAGACCUAAAACCAAAGAACAUAUUGGCUAAUGCAAACUGUAAACUUAAGAUUUGUGAUUUUGGGCUUGCAAGGGUUGCUUUCAACGACACAGCAACAACAAUCUUCUGGACGGACUAUGUUGCUACAAGAUGGUAUAGAGCUCCGGAACUCUGUGGAUCAUUUUACUCUAAGUAUACUCCUGCAAUCGAUAUAUGGAGUAUAGGUUGCAUUUUCGCGGAGGUAUUAACAGGAAAACCACUUUUCCCGGGAAACAAUGUUGUUCAUCAACUUGAUCUGAUGACAGAUCUGCUCGGGACACCUUCGCUGGACACCAUCUCCAAGGUACGAAAUGAGAAGGCAAGGAAGUAUUUAACAACCAUGAGGAAAAAGCCACCCGUUCCUUUUGCUCAGAAAUUCCUGAACGCUGAUCCGUUGGCUCUGAAGCUGUUAGGGAGGCUUCUUGCCUUUGAUCCAAAAGAUCGACCAACUGCUGAAGAGGCACUUGCUGAUCCAUAUUUCAAGGGGCUGGCAAAAGUUGAGAGGGAGCCUUCGUGUCAGCCAAUCACGAAAAUGGAAUUCGAGUUCGAGAGACGAAAGGUCACGAAAGAGGAAAUAAGAGAGCUGAUUUUUCGAGAGAUACUCGAAUACCAUCCUCAGCUGCUAAAAGAUUACAUGAAUGGGACGGAUAAGGCCGGCUUUCUCUAUCCAAGUGUCGUCGAUCAAUUCAGAAGACAGUUUGCUCAUCUUGAGGAAAGCGGAGGGAGAACGGUUCAUCUAGAAAGGAAGCAUAUCUCUCUUCCUAGACCGACAGUUAUACACUCAAGUACGGUGACUCGGGGAGGGCAACCGAAAAUAGCUAAUAAUCCAAACACUUCGGAGCCUGAAAUGGUUCAAAACGUUACUAUGAAUCAACACGUGACUUUACAAACAUCUCAAAGAAACCUGUCAGUCCCAGUUCCGACAUUCGACAAUGGAAGAGCCGGGAGAGAUAUAUACGGUCCAAGAUCAUUCAUCCGGAACACCACUUUCAUCCCUUCACCCAUGGUUCCCUGCAACUACCACAACUCUACCAUCGGAAAACAAGAUAACAUGACGAUGGAACCCGAGAAGAGCGUCUCAUCCCAUCCGAGGCAAAUUCAGCAUUGUGGGUACGUCCCCGAAGUGGCCAUCAACAUAGACAACAACCCGUUUAUCGCGACAAGAACUGGAAUGAACAAGGUCGAGAGCCUAAGCGAACGGAUUGUCAUCGACACAAACCUGUUACAGGCCACGUCGGCAGCUCGGUACAGUAGAAUCGGAGCUGCUACGGCGGUCACAGCUAGUGGCUCUGCUCACCAUAACGCUGGAGCUGUUCGGUACGGUGUGUCGAAGAUGUACUGAAGUGUCUGUCGGAGCGCAUAUUUGGUGUUUAAAGACAUUGUCAGGUUCGAAGAUCGUCCCAUAUACGAUCCGUGUCUCUUGUGUUUCAACGCGAGUGGACUGCCAAAAAAUGUUUAUAUAUUUUAGUUGGUCUUGUUUUCUCCGACUGACAAAAGAGUCUCUGGGGAUUUUAUUUCAUAUACUCGAUGGAUAAUUUUUGUGGAUA